Molecule: messenger RNA, 948 nt
Organism: Vicia villosa (hairy vetch)
Lineage: Eukaryota; Viridiplantae; Streptophyta; Magnoliopsida; Fabales; Fabaceae
Exons: 1
Coding region: 1-948 (315 amino acids)
Molecular function (GO): catalytic activity
Source: RefSeq, a predicted model, not a curated record
AUGAAUCAAGCUAGCAAGGUUGAUGUUUGUUUCCUCCAAGAAACAAAUAUUCCAGAUUUUGAUUUGAAUAAGGCUGAAGAUCUUUGGGGUGACAAGGACGUGGAGUGGACGCAUAUGAAUUCUAAUGGUGCUUGUGGUGGAUCGGUGAUUCUGUGGAGAAGGAAUUCCUUGAAGCUUAUUUUGAGUUUUAAAGGAGAGGGGUAUGUAGGAGUCAAGGUUCAACACAGAGGUACUUUUAUUAAUUUCAUAAAUGUUUAUGCUCCUUGCAAUUCUGGAUCGAGAAGAGAGGUUUGGAGAUCUUUGAUCAAGCUGAAGAAGAAGGUUGUGGGCGAGGAGUGGUGCAUAGGUGGAGACUUUAAUUCAACGUUAUUCAAGGAGGAAAGAAUAGGAAUCAGUAGUGGUAGAAGUGGUAGGGAGAGUGCAAAUUUCAUGAACUUUGUGGAAGAGAUGAAGAUUAUAGAUUUACCUAGUGUAGGAGGGCGUUUCACCUGGUUCAGCGGCAAUGGUCAAGCUAUGAGCAGAUUGGACCGUUUCCUCUUAACUGAGAAUUUGAUUUUGUUGUGGAAAGUUGAUUGUCAGGUGGUGGGCAAGAGAGAAAUUUCAGACCAUUGUCCGGUGUGGUUAAAAGUUGGAGGCAAAGAUUGGGGACCAAAACCUUUUAGGUUCAAUAAUGGUUGGUAUAAACACAGGGAGUUUGAUUCUUUUUUGAAGAAGGAGUGGGGCUUGUUAUCUGUCAGAGGCAGAGGAGAUUUUGUUCUUUACGAAAAAUUGAAAAAUCUCAAAUUGAAACUUAAGGAUUGGAAUAAGGAGAUUUAUGGCUGGAUUGAUUUGAGUAUUGAAGAAAAGAUUGAUGAACAACAUGAGUUGGAUCAAUUUCUGGCUGCAAAUACAGGGAGUAAUAUAGCUGAAGUCGUUGAGGCCGGAAGAUUAGUUGCUGAUGACAUUUGA